This is a messenger RNA of Mandrillus leucophaeus (drill), 1114 nucleotides long. It is a transcript of the gene CST6, whose product is annotated as cystatin E/M. The record is from RefSeq and is a predicted model, not a curated record. The transcript is spliced from 3 exons. Lineage: Eukaryota; Metazoa; Chordata; Mammalia; Primates; Cercopithecidae. Gene Ontology annotation, cellular component: extracellular exosome. Gene Ontology annotation, molecular function: cysteine-type endopeptidase inhibitor activity. The coding region runs from base 197 to 1009 and encodes 270 amino acids.
CUGGUGCUCCAGGAAGGUUGUCAGGCAGCGCUGAGCAGUAAUGUGUCCUACUCACCUGCUGUUUAUGCAGCACCAGGCCGCUUCUAAGAACUUUACCUGUUUCAGCUCACUGAAUCCUCACAACACCCAUUGUACAGAAGAGGAAACUGAGGCAGCGAGUGGUUAAGUGACUUCUCUGAGGUCACAUAGCUAGGAAAUGGUGGCAACAGUAAGAGUCCACGAAGAGCUGCGGUUGGUAGUUCACUCUGGACAGCCCUCCGGUGAACCGUCCCUUUACUGGCACUUGUUGCUGGGGACCUUCGUUGUCCUCUCCCUCCCUGGGCCAGGUGUGUCCUGGAGGGCAGGGAAGCGUCUUGGCAUGCGGGUGCGCGCCGCCCCCUCGACCUCUGGGCUCCCUGAACCUCGCAGGACCCCGGAAACCGGCAACUUCGAGCCCCGCCCCAGCUCCUGGCCGCGGGGGCGCACCGCGGGCGUCGGGCGGGGCGGCCCAGCAGGUAAAAGCUGCGCGGUCGCAGGCUCGACACUCACAGCUCUGAUGGCUCCGAUGGCACUGACGGCCAUGGCGCGUUCGAGCCUCCCGCUGGCGCUGGGCCUGGCCCUGGUCGCAUUCUGCCUCCUGGCGCUGCCCCGCGACGCCCGGGCCCGGCCGCAGGAGCGCAUGGUUGGAGAACGCCAGGACCUCUCGCCCGAGGACCCGCAGGUGCAGAAGGCGGCGCAGGCGGCCGUGGCCAGUUACAACAUGGGCAGCAACAGCCUUUACUACUUCCGAGACACGCACAUCAUCAAGGCGCAGAGCCAGCUGGUGGCCGGCAUCAAGUACUUCCUGACGAUGGAGAUGGGGAGCACAGACUGCCGCAAGACCAGGGUCGCUGGAGACCACGUGGACCUCACCACCUGCCCCCUUGCAGCAGGGGCGCAGCAGGAGAAGCUGCGCUGUGACUUUGAGGUCCUUGUGGUUCCCUGGCAGAACUCCUCUCAGCUCCUAAAGCACAACUGUGUGCAGGUGUGAUAAGUCCUUGAGGGCAAAGGCCAUUUGUUUUGGGGCCACGGUGGAGGGUACUUCAGGUCCAUGGGCCGUAUCUGUCACAAUAAAUGGCCAGUGCUGCUUCUUGCA